GACAUCGAAAAGCCUUGCGAAUUUUGACCUUCGUUUCUGUAGCACUAACAAUACUCAUUUCUCCUCUUACUGCUCCGAUCGAACACUCUAUGUAUAUAUGGCUUCGCUGGUGCCGAAUAACUGUUGGAGUUGCUUAGUCUAAGCCAAUUAGUUGACAUCUUGGUUCAUUUAUUAACAAGUGAAUACUUAAAGUUUUUGCUAUGAAUUCUCCCUUUUCACCUUCCUCUCUCCACCUAAAUCCAUCAUCCAUCAGUCAGUUCCCACCUUACCAUCAAAUACAACCCCGAAAUAGUUUCACCAUCCUCCACCGUCGAAAUCACCACCUUCAUUGCCCCCUUUCUCUAACUUCUCCUUCCAUCUCCCACAAUUUGCUCCGCAUUCGAAGAUCAUCCAUUGUCGAAACAGGUCCUUCAGAUGAGGGGGCUAUACCAUUGAUCGACUUCGAAGAAGAUUUUGUCGAAAAAGAUUGGUCUUUCCUUGAUUCGGGUGAUCUCACUUCAAAUCAAGAUUACAUCCAAAAGGUUGGUCGGAUUAUAGCCGCUGGACAGAUCGAAGAAAGCUCGAGAGUUAUGGUUUCUGCUACUUCUGAAGUAUUUAUAGAUGAGUUGGUCUAUUCUUCGCCCUGCAAUCUUUUGCUUGUUGUUCAUGAUUCACUUUUCGUAUUAGCUGGGAUUAAAGAGAAACAUGACAAGGUUAAGUGUUGGCAAGGAGAACUGAUUUAUGUACCUGAAAAGUGGGGCCUUUUAGAUGUUGCCUUCCUCUACUUCCUUCCUGCUUUGCCCUUUACCCUUGACCACGUCUUUGGAGCUCUUGCAAAAUGCUGUUUGCCAGGUGCAAGGCUGGUUAUUUGCCAUCCCCAGGGAAGAGAAGUGCUAGAACAACAGAGAAAACAAUACCCGGAUGUUAUAAUUUCCAACUUGCCAGAGAAAGUUACUUUAGAGAAAGUUGCAGCAGAUCAUCCCUUUGACCUGGUUGAAUUUGUGGAUGACCCUGAAUUUUAUCUUGCUGUUUUGAAGUUCAGGGAUGCAAGAGAUUGAUUUUUGGUUUACUCAUACUCGAGUUUUACUUGGUGUAUCAAUGUAAGAGUUCUAUGCAAUGAUAUAAGAGAAACUUUUGUAUUACUCA
This is a messenger RNA of Morus notabilis, 1125 nucleotides long. RefSeq lists its product as uncharacterized. The transcript is spliced from 3 exons. The record is from RefSeq and is a predicted model, not a curated record. The coding region runs from base 201 to 1037 and encodes 278 amino acids. NCBI's taxonomy places the organism in Eukaryota, Viridiplantae, Streptophyta, Magnoliopsida, Rosales, Moraceae.